UCUCGUUUUUGCUUCAGUUGGCAUAAUUAUUCUCUUAAAAGAUGCUGCCAUAUAAAAGAGUUGAAGAAGGAUCACAUAAAUUGACUCUGAUACCACUGCCCAGUGCCUAAGGUUUUCUACGUUCAGUUAACUGUAGGUGAGCAUGAGUUUUUUGGUGAAGGAAAGACUCGACAAGCUGCUAGACACAAUGCUGCAAUGAAGGCACUUCAAGCUCUUCAGAAUGAGCCAAUCCCUCCAAAAUUACCUCAGACUGGACAGCCGGGAAAAGAAAUGGAAGAAGAAAAAGACGCAAACAAGUCAGAAAUCAGUAUAGUGUUUGAAAUUGCACUGAAGCGCAACAUGCCUGUCAGUUUUGAGAUAAUAAAGGAAAGUGGGCCCCCACAUAUGAAGAGUUUUGUUACUCAAGUAUCAGUUGGAGAUUUCUCAGCUGAAGGUGAAGGAAACAGCAAAAAGCUCUCAAAGAAACGUGCUGCAAUAAUUGUCCUGCGAGAACUUCGAAAACUUCCCCCUCUUCCUGUAAUUGAAAAGCCAAAACUUCAUUUUAAAAAACGUCCAAGAACAAUAUUAAAAACUGGACCAGAAUAUGGUCAGGGAAUGAAUCCUAUAAGCCGACUGGCUCAGAUUCAACAAGCUAAAAGAGAAAAGGAACCAGAGUAUCUUCUUCUUUCAGAAAGAGGGAUGCCUCGUCACCGAGAGUUUGUUAUGCAGGUUAAAGUGGGACAUGAAAUUACAACCGGAACAGGUCCCAACAAGAAAAUAGCAAAACGGAAUGCAGCUGAAGCUAUGUUGUUACAGCUUGGCUAUAAAGCCUCUUCUCCACUUCAGGAACAGCCAGAAAUGCUAGGAGAGAUCAAGGGGUGGAAUGGUCAAAAUGUUGGAUAUCCUGAACCAAAAAGUACCA
Python bivittatus (Burmese python) is the source of this 901-nucleotide messenger RNA. NCBI's taxonomy places the organism in Eukaryota, Metazoa, Chordata, Lepidosauria, Squamata, Pythonidae. The record is from RefSeq and is a predicted model, not a curated record.